Messenger RNA from Cucumis melo (muskmelon), 540 nucleotides. RefSeq lists its product as uncharacterized. Bases 1 to 540 code for a protein of 179 amino acids. Lineage: Eukaryota; Viridiplantae; Streptophyta; Magnoliopsida; Cucurbitales; Cucurbitaceae. The record is from RefSeq and is a predicted model, not a curated record. The transcript is spliced from 2 exons.
AUGACGAGUGCUACUUUGAAUAUACUGGCUGCUGAUAAACUUAAUGGCAAUAAUUAUGCAUCUUGGAAAAAUACUAUCAACACUGUGCUAAUCAUCGAUGACCUUAGAUUUGUCCUAGUUGAGGAGUGUCCUCAAGUCCCAGCUGCUAAUGCAAUUCGAACUGUUCGAGAAGCAUAUGAGCGCCGAGCCAAGGCAAAUGAAAAAGCCCGAGCAUACAUCUUGGCAAGCUUAUCUAAAGUAUUGGCCAAGAAACAUGAAUCAAUGCUCACUGCUCGUGAGAUUAUGGAUUCCUUGCAGGAGAUGUUUGGUCAGGCCUCUUAUCAGAUCAAGCAUGAUGCUCUGAAAUACAUUUAUAAUGCUCGUAUGAAUGAGGGAGCCUCAGUGCGAGAACAUGUUCUCAAUAUGAUGAUUGCUUAUACCCCUACCACCCUUCUCAACAAGCUACAGACUUUCGAGUCUCUGAUGAAAAUCAAGGGACAAAAGGGAGAGGCAAAUGUUGCUACUUCCACAAGAAAGUUCCAUAGAGGUUUCGACCUCUGA